AAUAGCAGCAUUUUUGUUUUGUUUAUGUGACAACUUGGUUUUGUAGGCUCCACUAACUGUACAUACAUGUCAUGCAUCUUUGAUUGACUCUUUCUUUUCUAAAUUUAGUUCCAACAUUUUUCCUCCUUUAAUUCAUUUUUUCCAUAAGCUAAUUUUAAUUUUUCCUCCUUCAAUUUUUCACUGAUCAUUAAUAUCUGCUAACUAUCAAUCAUCAAUUUCCUUUCUGCUUAAUCAGGAUCAAAAUUGAUUAAACUCUUCUUCCUGAAGAAUUUUCCCUGCAUGGUUAAGAAUUGAAAGCUUGCAGGAAGGGUUAAUAUAUAUGUCUGAAUUAUUAUAGAUAUCUUUGGCACUCUCGGAUUGCUUUUUAACCAAUGGAGGAAGUUGAUAACAAACCAACCUCCUCAGAAUCCUCCUCGAGAAAUGUUGAACCGAAUUCGCUAGCUGAAACUACUCAAGAAAAUACUGAUAUCAUAAUAACUCCCACAAUUGAUCACUCUUCCAAUGAAGCUUCCAUCAACUCUUCUGAUGAUAACAAUAUCGUGGAACAUGAAACUCAUUUUCAAGCGAAUAAUUUAUCUGAAAUAGAAUCAAAGUCAACAAAUGCAAAUGCUUCUGAUGAUCAAUCUAUAAGACAAGAAGAUGAACAUCCUCUCAAUGAUAAUUCAACUUCAACUCCAGAAGAAAAAGUUCAAGAACAAGAUGAGUAUCUUCCAAUAGCUGCAGAUUCUGAACCUGAAGCUUUAGAAGAUACCUUUAACAGACAACAAGAUGUUGGUUCAACUGUUACUGCUAGCGGCGGCGAUGUUGAUGAUAAUCAUAUGGAACUCUCAACAUCCUCUUCUGUAACAGAAGGGUUGCAGAUUGACCCUAAAGAUUCACCUCGGACCGUACUUAUUAAUGCACCUCAAGAAAAUUUAGCUUCAUCAUCAAAUGCUGAAGUUCAUGUAACAGAACAAAGUCAACAUCAGGAACCUGUGGUUGAAGAUUCUGAACAAUCUUUAGAAGAUAUAGUGAACAUUUUGUCAAAAAAAAAAGAAGAUAUAGAGAACAUUCUGAAGCAUGUUGCUGUUGAUAAUCAGAUGGAACUAUCGGCUUCGGAUUCUGAAACAAAAGAGUUGGAGAAUGAUCUCAAAGAACUAAAGGCUAUUGUGUCUACAAUCAAGGGCUCUGAUGUUGCUGUUGGCGCUGUUGACUCGCCUACAGACGCUAAGCAAAUUGCUGAAAAAAGAGGCAUAAUCGAUACAGCAUCUCCAUUUGAAUCUGUUAAGGAAGCUGUUUCUAAGUUCGGAGGAAUCGUAGAUUGGAAGGCUCAUAGAAUGGUCACCGUAGAGAGACGCAAGCAUGUAGAACAAGAGCUUGAAAAAGCGCACGAUGAGAUUCCGGAGUACAGGAAAAGAUCAGAGGUGGCUGAAAAAGAAAAAGUCGAAGCACUUCAGGAGCUUGACAGUACAAAAAGACUAAUAGAAGAACUAAAACUGAACCUAGAGAGGGCAAAAACCGAAGAGCGUCAAGCAAAACAAGACUCAGAACUUGCAAAGCUAAGAGUGGAAGAGAUGGAGCAAGGUAUUGCCGAAGAUUCUAGCGUGGCGGCCAAGGCUCAGCUUGAGGUUGCUAAAGCAAGGUAUACAUCUGCAAUUACCGAGUUAACAUCGGUGAAAGAGGAGCUAGAUGCGUUGCGUGUGGAAUAUGCUUCCUUAGUUGAUGAAAAAGGCGAAGCUAUCAACAAAGCCGAAGUAGCUGUUGCUGCAUCAAAACAAGUAGAAAAGGCAGUAGAAGAUUUGACUAUUGAGUUAAUUGCCACCAAGGAGUCUUUGGAAACGGCACAUUCUGCACAUAUGGAAGCAGAAGAACACAGAAUAGGAACAGUCAUGGCAAGAGAUCAAGAUUUUCUCAAUUGGGAGAAGGAACUUAAACAACAAGAAGAAGAACUAGAAAAACUCAACCAGAAAAUUUUGUUUUCUAAGGAUCUUAAAUCUAAACUUAGGAAAUCCUUUACAUUGUUGCUUAAUUUGAAAGCCGAAUUAAAUGCCUAUAUGGAAUCAAAGUCAAACCACAAAGGCGAUGAAGGAGUAACGAAAGAGAAACGAGAGAAGAAAUCACACAAUGAAAUACAAGAAGCAAUUGCAUCAGCCAGAAAAGAACUUGAGGAAAUAAAGCUUAACAUAGAGAAAGCUACUUCUGAGGUAAGUUACUUAAAGGUGACUGCAACAUCAUUAAGAUCAGAACUCGAACAAGAGAAAUCAUCGCUCAACUCGAUGAGGCAAAGAGAGGGAAUGGCCUCAGUUACAGUUGCAUCUAUUGAAGCCGAUCUGGACAAAAUUAAAUCGGACAUCACUUUUGUUCAUAUGAAGGAAAAAGAAGGCAAAGACACUAUCCUUGAGCUUCCAAAGAAACUAAAAGAAGCGGACGAAGAGGCUAAUAAAGCAAACUCGCUUGCUCAAGAAGCUCGCGAAGUGCUUCGGAGAGUACAGGAAGAAGCAGAACGAGCCAAGGCCGGUGCAAUUACAAUGAAUAGUAGAUUACUUGCAGCUCAAAAGGAGAUAGAAGCUGCAAGAGCUUCUGAAAGGUUGGCAAUACAAGCAAUUAAAGCAUUGCAAGAGAGUGAAUCGGCUAGAAGCAACAACAAUGAAGUGGAUCCAUCGAAUGGUGUGAUACUUUCGGUUGAAGAGUACUAUCAUCUUACGAAACAAGCUCAUGAUGCAGAAGAAAAAGCCAAUGUGAGAGUUGCGACCGCGAAUUCUGAGAUUGAUAUAGCUAAGGAGAAUGAACUGAAAACAUUGGAGAAGUUGAAUGAAGUGAACAAAGAAAUGGCUGCAAGAAGAGAAUCUUUGAAGAUUGCAAUGGGAAAAGCUGAGAAGGCAAGGGAAGGAAAAUUAGGUGCAGAACAAAAAUUAAGAAAGUGGAGAUCAGAACAUGGACAACGCAGAAAAGAGGGCGAAGUAGGCCAAAGAUCGGUAAACCAGAACACAAGUCAUGGCGGUAAACUUAAUCCAAAUCAUAGUGCAACUUUUCCUGUAAGUUACUUUUCAAGUCAAAAAUCUUAUGUUCAUGCAAACAAUGAAAAUGGAUCUCCACCGGAUGCGAGAAGUGGAAAAAAGAAGAAAAAGUCGUUUUUUCCACGGUUUUUUAUGUUCUUUGGAAGAAGAAAAACACAUUAAACUCAUUCAGGGUAAUCACUUUUUGAGAAACUACAAUGCAUUGUUAUGUAUUCAAAGAGCAUUUUAAAGAUUAUUCAAAGAGUUUACUAUACUUGUACAUGUUAGUGAUUUUGCAAUAUUAUGAAUGAUUUUCUACUAUGUGCUUUUUGAGGACAUGAAGUUAAGUUCAUCACCCUUGGUGAGAAAAUAACAAAAAAAAAAAAUAAAAAUAAUAUGUUUCUUUAUUGUUUAUAGCCUUUUGAUAUAUUGAACAACUUUAUGUAAAGAUUAGUGUGAGAUUUUACCAAAUCAAAGGUAUUUUUUGAGUUUGA
Messenger RNA from Trifolium pratense (red clover), 3469 nucleotides. Its product is annotated as protein WEAK CHLOROPLAST MOVEMENT UNDER BLUE LIGHT 1-like. The record is from RefSeq and is a predicted model, not a curated record. The transcript is spliced from 5 exons. NCBI's taxonomy places the organism in Eukaryota, Viridiplantae, Streptophyta, Magnoliopsida, Fabales, Fabaceae. Bases 372 to 3158 code for a protein of 928 amino acids.